Messenger RNA from Diaporthe batatas, 1917 nucleotides. RefSeq lists its product as uncharacterized. Gene Ontology annotation, biological process: transmembrane transport. The record is from RefSeq and is a predicted model, not a curated record. Bases 1 to 1917 code for a protein of 638 amino acids. Gene Ontology annotation, cellular component: membrane. The transcript is spliced from 7 exons. Lineage: Eukaryota; Fungi; Ascomycota; Sordariomycetes; Diaporthales; Diaporthaceae. Gene Ontology annotation, molecular function: myo-inositol:proton symporter activity.
AUGCCAGGCCUUCCCAUUCGGUCGGCUGACGAGCCAGUCAAGCAAGUAGCACCUUUCUUGCGUACAAGGCCACAACCGGAAGCCACCUGCCACGUAGAGAGAGGCAUCCAUCAUUCCCUUUUGGUUCAGAGGGCCGACCUCACGGCGAACCUCGAUGCGACGAUCAAGAACCCGCUUGAGGGCAUCCCGAAGCACGAGCUUAUGACCCAGGUGGAAGAUUUCGCGGACGAGAAGUGUCUUUCCGAGUACACUGAUUUGCUGAAGAAGGGUGCGCUAAUCGCCCAGGACCCUGAGAAUUACCAUGAUCUCCCCGGGGAGCAUCGGCUCACUGAAGAGGAACGUGACGCCCUUCAUUCUGAGCUUCAACACAAAUGGAGGGUUCCCAAAAUGCUUUACAUGACAAUAUUGACCUGUUCCAUCGGUGCUGCUGUCCAAGGCUGGGAUCAAGAGGGGAGCAACGGCGCGAACCUGUCGUUUCCACAAGCCCUCGGACUCGAUGUGACCAGUCCAUACGGAACCUAUGUGCUGGGCUUGAUCAAUUCCGGUCCUUACAUUGGAAGCUCGCUUCUCGGAUGCUGGGUAUCUGACCCGUUGAACUUUUACUUUGGAGCCAUCUUCAUUGCCGCAAACUUUUGCUUUUGGGCCGUGAUUGGGAGUGCCUGCGCUCAGACCUGGGAACAGCUUCUUCUUUGUCGUCUCCUGGUUGGCAUCGGGAUGGGCGUAAAUGGAAGCAGUGUUCCUAUUUUUGCCGCUGAGAACUCCCCUGCUGCUAUCCGUGGUGCUCUUGUGUUGAGUUGGCAGUUGUGGACUGCGUUCGGAAUCUGUCUUGGGACCUGCGCGAACCUCGUCGUCGGUCGAACGGGCUCGAUAUCGUGGAGGUUGCAGUUUGGAAGCGCACUUAUCCCGGCGGUCCCGCUGAUGGUUACCGUCUUUUUCUGUCCCGAGUCGCCUCGUUGGUACAUGAAAAAAAACCGCUACCCGGAAGCAAUGAGUUCGCUUCUCCGACUCCGACAUCACCCAGUCCAGGCAGCUCGGGACCUUUACUACAUCCAUGCUCAGCUCGAGGUUGAGAGGGAGAUCAUACACGGCUCUACAUAUAUCCGGCGAUUCAUCGAACUCUUCACCAUCCCGCGCCUUCGUCGAGCCACCUUGGCCUCCUUUGUCGUCAUGAUCGCCCAGCAAAUGUGUGGGAUCAACAUUAUAGCAUUCUAUUCAUCCUCCAUCUUCGAGGAGGCUGGCACCACCGCUUACAACGCGCUCAUCGCAUCAUUCGGAUUCGGUCUUGUCAAUUUCAUUUUUGCCUGGCCUGCUAUCUGGACGAUUGACACCUUUGGUCGGCGGUCUUUGUUGUUGUUCACAUUCCCAAACAUGGCCUGGGCCCUUCUUGCUGCUGGUCUUUGCAACCUCAUCCCCGGGACAGGAUCCACCCACCUUGGACUCGUCGCUGUGUUUAUUUACAUAUUUGCAGCUUUCUACUCUCCCGGCGAGGGCCCGGUGCCUUUCGUAUAUUCUGCUGAGGCGGUCGCAACCUGCUUCUUCUGGGCAUCCGUUCUCACCGUUUCUUUCCCUGCCAUUCUGAAGGCUUUCGGUGUGGUCGGCUCUUUCUGCUUGUACGCGGGCCUCAACCUGGUAGCCCUUGUUAUGAUAUUCCUGUUUGUCCCUGAAACGAAGCAGCGCACGUUGGAGGAAUUGGACUACAUCUUUGCUGUCCCCACCCACACAUUCAUCAACUAUCAACUUAAAGUCUGGUUACCCUGGUUCAUCAAACGGCAUGUGCUCUUCGACAGGGGCGCGAAACUCAAGCCACUUUAUCAUUUCGAUCUUGUUGGGAGGAUCGCAGGCGGAGAGAGUGAUACUACCAGUUCUAACGCACUGGGCGACCAGGGAGGUGACCAAAAGGACGAGAAGGCUGCUUGA